GUCUCGACUCUGUUGGGACGAUUUAGUCCCAUGAUGGUACAAAAGAUUUACAAAAUGGUGUCGCAUGUGAUGCAAUUCAUGCACCGAUGGACUCGUUCUUGGGUGGUCGAUGACAGCACUGUGUCGUACUGGUGCUGGGUGCACUGUGUUCCGUCGUUGCUGAUGGUUAGCGAAACGAAGCGUUCGGUGACAACGGUGGCGAGGACGAGGCCGCGCCAAGCAUCGGGCUCGAGGGACGGUAUUCGUAUAUCGUCGUCGUCGUUGUUGUUGCUGCUGUGUUCCCUUCCCCCCUCCGUCGCCGGCGGUCGUCGCUCCCCCAGCUGAUGGACCGUGCCCGGAACCGAUCCUUGCGCUCGCCCGCCGGCGGAGCCACGUCGUAGUAGUCGCUCUCUUCCAGGUGCAGGUUGAUCUUUUCGACAAUGAACUUGCCCUCCUUGUACUUUUGGCUGCUUUCGUAGGCCCUGGAAUACGUCCACCCGAUCAUGCUCUUGCACCUCUUGCAGAAAAUGUCGUUGACGCUGUGGAGGCCGGUGAUCAAGAGCCGAUCUUCCGCGGGGCCAAUUUUUACGUUUACGCAGUGGUCAAAGAGGUAGGCACGCCCUAGCGGAUUGCCAUUUUUGGGAGCAAAGCGAAAGAAACAUUGGACCAAUCAGGAAACAAAAACAAUAGGAUAACUAGUUGAGAAACAGGGAGGGGCAGGGGCAGGAGUUUGGUUUGGUUUUCUUUUCCUUUGCCUUGUUUUGCUUUGGCUGCCCUCCGUUUCCGGCAAGCAGCUGCGUCGCGGCGACACCCAAGGCAACGUACCGUGGCGUCCGUGAAAACUCUUCGAGAUGAUCUCGUCGUGGCUAGUGAGGUGGGUCCGGCACUGGGCGCACGUGUAGAUCUGGGGCCCGUCGAGGUAGACCAGCGAGUCGUUGAGCUUUCGCGCCGAGCGGGACUGCGUCCGCGCGAUCGAAUCCGCCAGGGACCGCCGCUCGGACAUCGGCGAGAGCGGAGGGGGCUGCGUGCCGGGGGUGGAGCCGCUGGCGUUGGCGUUGCCGUGUUCGCCUCCGUCGCUCCCGGACCUGCGGCGCCGAAGCAGCACCAGCGGGUUCGGGCGUGGGGCCGUGAGCACCGGAGGAGGGGGCUGCCCGAUCAACAGCGAGGGGUUCCCCCGGGACGAAAUCGAGGAGGACCCCGGGGACGGCGAAACCGCAGAGACCCGCCGGCCGCCCGAUGGUGGGCUUGCGUGGGAUACGGCAGCGGAAAUCGCGUGGGCAGACGCAGAGGAGGUCGACGCGUUGGCGCCGCUCGACAUGCUGGUUGCUGGCCUUCGUGCUGGUCGUUCGGUUCGUUUCGUUUUGGUUUGGUUUGGUUCGUUUGGUUUGUUUGUCCGGGGUGUUUAGUUAGUUGCGAGGGAGUGUGAAUGCGAUGGGCUGGGCAAGAGGGCUGUCCGUUUUGUGGUUCCUCUCUUCUUCCGGACAAACCGUAGCGAUCAACAGAGUCGGUCAGGAAGAAUACUGAUCAAAGAAAAAGAGAAGGAAUGAACAACAACAGUGACA
Molecule: messenger RNA, 1541 nt
Organism: Pseudo-nitzschia multistriata
Lineage: Eukaryota; Bacillariophyta; Bacillariophyceae; Bacillariales; Bacillariaceae
Source: the annotation of a GenBank genome assembly